Molecule: messenger RNA, 1518 nt
Organism: Parasteatoda tepidariorum (common house spider)
Lineage: Eukaryota; Metazoa; Arthropoda; Arachnida; Araneae; Theridiidae
Biological process (GO): DNA integration
Molecular function (GO): nucleic acid binding
Source: RefSeq, a predicted model, not a curated record
AUGCUCUCUUUACCUAGAUUAGAACUUAUGGGAGCACUUUUAUCUGCUAGACUGAGUGAAAAAAUCAUAGAAGGUUUGGAAUUUCCAGUUGAGCGAAUUUUUUGGACUGAUUCGUCUAUUACGUACUUUUGGAUAAGAGGUUCACCAGAUAGGUUUAAAAUUUUCAUAAAGAACAGAAUUCAGGAAAUUCACAAACACAGUAAUCCUUCAGAAUGGUUUCACUGUCCUGGAACGGAUAAUCCAGCUGAUUUAAUAUCACGUGGACUUUCGGUUUCAGAAUUAGAAAACAGCGACUUUUGGUGGCAGGGUCCACUGUGGCUGAAAGAAGAUGAAUCGUCGUGGCCAAAAUCUUUAGAAACACACAAAGAACUUAUUGCAAAUCCAGAGACACUAGAAAUUCGGAAAGUUUUAACUUUAAACACAAACGUCGCAGAGAGAAACGAAAACAUCAACAAUUUCCUUAAUCGAUACUCCUCUUUCACUAGGUUGGUUAGAAUUACAGCUUAUUGCUUAAGAUUUCUUAAAAACUGUAAAGAUACAAAUAGAAAAAGGGAUAAUUUAAGUACAUUCGAGCUACAAAAUGCUACACAGGUGUUAGUAAAAUGUGUGCAAUCUAUAGAGUUUAGCUCUGAGAUUAAAUGCCUAAAAAACAAACAGCCAAUUCCUCAAAAUAGCAAAAUCAUAUCAUUGAAUGUGUUUAUGGACGACAAUGGACUUAUGAGAGUUGGUGGUCGCUUGAAAUUCUCCGAGUUAACAGAAUCACAAAAAUAUCAAAUGCUUUUACCGAAAUCUCAUCACCUUACACAAUUAAUCAUCGAACACUUUCAUAACAAAUCAUUACACUCGGGAGUUCAGACAACACUUUAUUUGAUUAGACAAUUUUACUGGAUACCUUCUGGACAAGAUAGAGUCCGAAGAUUCAUACAUAAAUGCUUGACUUGUUUCAAGACUAAGACACAAACUAUUAAUCAAAAGAUGGGUAACUUGCCCAAAGAUCGGAUCGUACCAUCACGACCCUUUGAUAAAGUUGGUUUAGACUUUGCUGGUCCCAUAUUAACAAAACCUAAUUUGAAGAGAUCUAAGGUUGUAAUUAAAUCUUACAUCGCUAUAUUUAUUUGCUUCAGUACUAAGGCUACUCACUUCGAGGUUGUCUCAGACUUGACAACAGAUGCUUUUUUAGCUUGUUUGAGAAGAUUCAUUUCGAGACGUUCAAAACCGUCGAUUAUUUGGAGUGAUAACGCAUCUAACUUCAAAGGUGCGAGAAAUGUUUUGAACUCAAUGCUUGAACUUUGCCAGUCUAACUCUGUACAGAACUUUAAUGCUGAAGAGGGAAUUCAGUGGCAUUUUACACCGCCUGCAUCUCCUAACUUUGGUGGUCUGUGGGAAGCUAAUAUUAAAUCCAUGAAAAUACUCUUGAAAGUCCAUUACAAGAGAAAACCAUUACAGGUUUGUUUCAAUUUUCAAUACAGAAUCGUUACAGAAUCACCACUAGCAGGCAAUUUUCAUAGAAAUAAAUAA